AUGUAUGAAGAAACCAUAGCAGCCACGGGGGAUUUUGAUGCCAUGUAUUGUAUUGGGACCGGUGGAUAUGGAAGCGUCUACAAAGCACAGCUGCCGUCGGGCAGUAUCGUAGCUGUAAAGAAAUUCCACACAUUACAAGAUGGAAGUUAUGCCACAGAUCGGAAAGAGUUUUUCAAUGAGAUAGUGGCAUUAACAGAAGUCCGGCACCGAAAUGUCGUGAAACUACAUGGUUUUUGUUCAAGCGAACGUCAUUCGUUUUUGGUUUACGAGUACCUUGAGAAAGGCAGCUUGGCCGGGAUCCUAAGCGAAGACGAAGAAGCAAGAGAAUUGGAUUGGAGUAGAAGGGUGAAUGUUGUGAAAGGCUUGGUGCAUGCCUUGUCGUACAUGCAUCACGACUGCUCACCGCCGAUUGUUCAUAGAGACAUCUCAAGCAAGAAUGUUUUGCUGGAUUCUGAUUAUGAAGCUCAUCUCUCGGACUUUGGCACUGCUAAGUUUCUGAAGCUAGACUCGUCCAAUUGGACUGGCUUUGCUGGCACAUAUGGAUAUGCAGCACCAGAACUUGCUUACACAAUGAGGGUGACCGAGAAGAGUGAUGUGUAUAGCUUUGGAGUGUUAGCACUUGAAAUAAUCAAUGGAAAUCAUCCGGGUGAUUUCAUCUCCUCUGCAUUUUCUUCGCCUGCUAACAUACAGCUUAAGGACGUAUUGGACCAUCGACUUCCACCUCCGACGGUUCAAGUCGAGGACGAACUGAAAAAGAUCAUAAUUCGUAGCCCAGUUACAACGAACGAGGGUCUAAAUCUGAAGGGUACAGUGUCUUUUGCAGAGGUUUCGUGCACGGCUUGCGGUGGUCGUAGCCUAUUGGCAGAGGUGGUCGAGAACCACCUAGAGGAGGGGGUGCAGACAAUGCCAACACACUGGCAACAGAAUGCCGGCAUAGGGAAAUGGGUGGUCACCCAAUGGGAAAGUAAGGAAAAAGAGAGGAACCACCUAGGAGAGGGGGGCGCAGACAACGCCAACACACUGGCAAUAGAAUGA
This is a messenger RNA of Juglans microcarpa x Juglans regia, 1035 nucleotides long. Its product is annotated as MDIS1-interacting receptor like kinase 2-like. Bases 1 to 1035 code for a protein of 344 amino acids. Gene Ontology annotation, molecular function: ATP binding; protein kinase activity. Gene Ontology annotation, biological process: protein phosphorylation. NCBI's taxonomy places the organism in Eukaryota, Viridiplantae, Streptophyta, Magnoliopsida, Fagales, Juglandaceae. The transcript has 4 exons. The record is from RefSeq and is a predicted model, not a curated record.